Molecule: messenger RNA, 570 nt
Organism: Ahaetulla prasina
Lineage: Eukaryota; Metazoa; Chordata; Lepidosauria; Squamata; Colubridae
Product: malignant T-cell-amplified sequence 1-A-like
Exons: 2
Coding region: 1-537 (178 amino acids)
Biological process (GO): formation of translation preinitiation complex
Molecular function (GO): RNA binding
Source: RefSeq, a predicted model, not a curated record
AUGUUCAAGAAAUCUGAUAAAAAAGAGAAUGUACCAAACUGCAUCCAGUUGAAAACAUUGGUGAUUAAAGGCAUUAAGAACCAACUGAUAGAUCAAUUCCCGGGUAUUGAGCCAUGGCUAAACCAAAUUAUGCCAAAGAUAGACCCUGUUAAGAUAAUACAAUGUCAUGAACAUAUAAAAAUUCUCACAGUAAAUGAUGCACUGCUGUUCUUCAGACAAAGGGAAGGGCCCUUUUAUCCCACUCUGAGGUUACUACAUAAAUAUCCCUUCAUUCUACCACAUCAAGUCAAUAAAAGAGCCAUUAAAUUUUUACUUAGUGGAGGAAAUAUCAUGUGUCCUGGCCUGACGUGUCCAGGAGCCAAACUUUAUCUUGCUGCUGCUGAUAGGAUUGUGGCAAUAAUGUUGGAAGGAAAGCAACAUGCACUACGUGUUGGGGUCAUGAAGAUGGUAGCAGACUAUAUAGAAAAAGUCAACAUUGGCAGUGAAAAUAUUCACUAUUUAAAUUAUGGCCUUUGGCAUAUGAAGACCUACAAGUGAAAUCAGCUGGAAGUAUGCAACUUGCUUGCCAGC